This is a messenger RNA of Spodoptera frugiperda (fall armyworm), 6625 nucleotides long. It is a transcript of the gene Rab6, whose product is annotated as ras-related protein Rab6. Gene Ontology annotation, molecular function: GTP binding; GTPase activity. Lineage: Eukaryota; Metazoa; Arthropoda; Insecta; Lepidoptera; Noctuidae. The transcript has 5 exons. The record is from RefSeq and is a predicted model, not a curated record. The coding region runs from base 286 to 1017 and encodes 243 amino acids.
UCUAAAUAUUAAUUGAAAUAAACAUAAAACUUUUCAAUUUGAUAAAAUAUUGUAUAAUAGAUUCAUUAGUGCUUUGUUAAAGAUCAAAAUAUUUUUUUACUUAAAAUUAAUUUUGCUGAGUUGGCUUGUGCGUCGCGCCGUCAGUCUGCCGUAACGUGGCGGCGCUGCGCUCGUGUGUGUGCUGCAGGAGUGGCUCAGUGGCUUGAACUGUCAUUGUUCAUGUAGUUUUCUGUGAUAAGAAUUACUGUGAAAUUAUAGUUUAGCGAACUAAUUUACACAAUCACGAUGUCCGCCUCGGGUGAAUUCGGUAAUCCUUUACGCAAGUUUAAGCUGGUUUUCCUGGGGGAACAGAGCGUGGGGAAGACGUCGCUCAUCACUAGGUUCAUGUAUGAUAGCUUUGACAACACUUAUCAGGCAACUAUCGGAAUUGACUUCCUCUCGAAGACCAUGUACUUGGAGGACCGUACGGUCCGGCUUCAGCUCUGGGAUACUGCCGGACAGGAGCGUUUCCGAUCUCUCAUACCUUCCUACAUCAGGGAUUCCACUGUCGCUGUUGUCGUUUACGAUAUUACCAAUGCAAACUCAUUCCACCAGACGUCUAAAUGGAUCGACGACGUCCGUACGGAGCGUGGGUCUGAUGUGAUCAUCAUGCUGGUGGGCAAUAAGACUGACUUGUCCGACAAGCGGCAGGUGUCCACCGAGGAUGGGGACAGGAAGGCCAAGGAGCUCAACGUUAUGUUCAUAGAGACCAGCGCUAAAGCGGGAUACAAUGUCAAACAGUUGUUCCGGCGGGUGGCGGCCGCGCUGCCCGGCAUGGACUCUGCGGAGAACAAGCCUCCGGAAGACAGUAUCCUUUACCAAAUACCAUAUACCCUGUGUACAUACGGGCCGGACCGAAGUACCGGCCGUACGGCAUGCAUUGGUGACUUGUUGCAUGCGAACCUGGGUUCUAAACUACCUUGUUUUGAACGGUCCGAUCCAAUAACACACCGUUGUACUAACUUGGCAGUUCGAUGAGAAUACACACAACCACAGUGCCACAGAUUACAUAACAAAUGUAGACCAAACAAACGUCAUUUCAAACUUAUGUGCUUGUUCCAUUAAAUCGAAAUGCCAAGUUAUUCAACGUAUAAAAGAACAAGUCAUGAAAGAACUAAUGUUUUUUAAAUCAAGAGUCCACGCUCGUUCAUACACGCACGUAUAUAUGAAGUAUUUAAGUAAUAUAUUUAGUGUUUACACGGCCCAUGAUUGUGCUAGAAUAUGUUUUCGUUCCGUUAGAAGGCACAUUGGCGGAUUAUUGAAACGAUGUUCAUUGUUAUAUUGUGUGGAAUCAGCUGCGUUUUUGUUCGUACAUCUACAGAUGGUUUUCGCAUAUUCAUUGUCUGUCUGCUUAUUUAAUUUUAAUGUGCAAGUAAUGUUGAAUUCAUUCUAUAACAUAAUCUUUAAAUUUAAACAGGAGAUUCAUCUCACAUCGCUUACUACUCAAUUAUCGGUACAGAGAUAGAUCUUGAUACAUUUUGAAGUCAAAACCUCUAGCAUUAGAAAAGUCGAAAACAUUAUAAGGCUAUGUUUUGCCAACAUAUGGCCCCCAGCAUGGCUUGAGACUAGUCGAGAUACCUCAUCAAACAAUUGAGUAGACCGUGAAAUAGUAAAUUUACGAGCAUUUCUGGAAUAAAAUCAUAUUAUUGUUAUGUUAUCUAUACUUACUAAUAUUAUAAAGCUGAAGAGUUUGUUUGUUUGAACGCGCUAAUCUCCGGAACUACUGGUCCGAUUUGAAUAAUUCUUUUUUUGUUGGAUAGCGCAUUUAUCAAGGAAGGUUAUAGGCUAUAAAACAUUACGCUACGAUUAAUAGGAACCGAGCAGAGCGGGUGAAACCGCGCGGAAGUAGCUAGUUAUACAUAAUUGGUUAUUAUAUGCGUAGCUGGUCCCACACGUAAUGAAUAGUUCCGGGUCGAGUGACGUGUUCCGGCCGAGUCUGUGUUACGGUGGUGGUUAUAACAGUCUAACGUCUGUGUUGUAAGUAAACUUAACGUUACUAAUACUCUUGUCUAUAUAAUUGUACCUCAUCCGUUUGAUACCAUCAUCGCCCGGUCUAACCACAUAUUAUGCAGUUUACGAAAACUUUUGGAAGAUAUACCUCUAUAUUGAUUGUUCAUGUUAAACCAAAAUGUUCCCGAAUCACUACACGUGUCUGGGGAAAACUUGUAUAGAAUUCCGUUCAGAAGUUUUUAAGUUUUUUGCGAAUAGACAGAGUAGAAGUUAUGAAUUGUGCAAUAGUAAACUAGUUGUAAACUUUCUUUUUAAAAAGUAAAGAUAAUAUUAUUGAGUCUUUGUAAGCUACGUAAUCUGUGGUCCCAUACCUAGCUUGUUGACUCGACAAGUGAAGAGACGCAACAUAUUUUACAUUUAUUUUGUAUAAAACUAUUUAUUUAUAUUAAUACUAAUAACAUCGCUUUAUAAUCAUGCUUUGUUCGUAACAAUCUUAUGUGUAGCCGGCAACAUUUAAAAUCUGCAACCUUAGCCAAAUCAAGAUACAUAUUUUUGUGUGAGUGAGUGUCUCUUAUUAGUAUUGUGAUGUUUAAUGUUUAAUUUUAUUUAACACGCUAUGAACACAGCAUCAAGUAAUAAUUCCAAAAGUGUGACUUUCGGAAAAUAAACAUGUAAUUUUACACAUACAUGUGUGAUGAUUAUGAUGGCGUAUCUGUAGAACGUCCAUACAAAUUAAUGAAACGAUGUCACAGUCAAAUCAAGUCAAUUGCCGAUAUGAAGUUGCCGCCUGUACAUUGUACGAGCUUAUAUUUAUUUAAUCAAUCACUGCUUGAUAUAUAUUUGUUGUUGCUAUUCUAUUAUUAUUAUUGGCGCUUUAAAAAAAAACAUUAGUUUCAAUAGAAACCGCUUGACGAAUGCAUGGCCGACUGGCAGUUGUGUGUUGAUUUACGUAUUAACAGUAUUUUCUAUGAACUAACUUUAUUUCUAAGAAGAAACUACGGUCUUUAUAAAACUAUCUUCGUACGAGUUCGUUGUUUUCAGUUCAAUGCUCUAUUGUUGUUUCGAGGUCCAUUCGAGCUCUCGUUAAUACCUCGUCAGUAUCUCUGGGUACCGGGCAGGCGAGACAGCUACAGAGCUUGAAACGAAACAAUGUUCUCGACUGUCGGCAAACUUGAGGGGAAAUAUUAGUUCUUAAUGAUCCACGUUAUAUACACGUCGUUUUAGAAAGAAAGUAGACUGUCAGCAAGCAUUGUCAUAAUCCUAUUCGAAUUGCUAUUGUUGACAGAACAAAUGUUGUCAAAUUAGUUAACGAAAAAGCCCAGAAAUUAUUAGUUUGCUACAUUUUAAUUAGCUUUGUAUUCUAAAUCACCUUUUCUUCUCUGUUUAGAUGUCUGUCUUCUGUAUUUGUCUGUCUGUCUGUUGUUAUAUAUUGUAUGUUCAUGUCCAAUUAUUGAACGCAUUCCAAUCAAAACUCAGGAAGACAGUUUACUGUAUAUGAAACAAAUUGGAGUUGAACAUUACACGAAUAUUACAUAACUAAACUAAUAUUCCCCAAUUUGCCGACCGUUCUUGUUUCCAACUGUAUCCUAGUACGAUUUUAUUUUCCUUAAUGUGUUUGUACAGUGCACGAGGUGAUUCUGAGGCAAGCGCCCGGAGACAACAAGGAGCCAGACAGCGGAUGCGCGUGCUAGUGCCUCGCACCGCCACGCUCGCGCCCCUGCGACACGCACAUGCGCCCUAUACUUGAACAUAACUCCUACUCAUACCGAAAUACUUUCAAUCAAUUUAAGAAUCAAAUAGAUCUGAUUCUAUAACACUAAAACUUAAAGUAUCAAUUUCUAUAUUUGUAUUUGGGUGCAAUAGGGCGCGGUGUUGACGUCGCACGGGCUAGCGACGGAGCGUUUGUACCGAUCUGAUACGUGCUAGCGUGCUUUUGUGUGUUUGUCUACAGUGAUAUUAGAUGUUAAUGUACAUUCAACUAGUUUUCAAAUUAUAAACAAUUAAGGCAUAAUAUUACAUGUGACUGCAGACUGUUUUGUAUAGGCCUUCGUUGAUUAACUAAAUCUUGCAAGGCCAUAAUGUGUAAGGGACGGGUUGCGCCCCGUUACGGUAGUGACAGUUUAUUAUUAUUUAGCAGUUGCAACAAAGCUUCUUGUGCAUUGACGCUCGUUAGUGCCAUAUUUAACGUGUACGUUCCUGUGAAAGUGAGGUGGAGCAACCCGCCCUGUAUAAGAAUUGCUACUAUUUAGUUGAACGCUGCCCCAUAAGUGCAGCUGAGGUCUCCUCAGCACGUUGAAUUGUGGGUCAGCGUUGGUUUAUGAAUCAAAGGCCUAUGUAAAACAGCGACGUGCUACUUUGACAACGCAUUUACACAAAAGCACUAUGUAUUAGCCGCACUAGGAACAUGAGUACUUAUGUGGGAAUUUAUUUAAUCACGUUCUGCGAUCCGAGUAGUAGCGAGGCGUUAACAUCGAACUGGAAGCGGCAUUGGAUUGCAAUGUUGGUGCGAUAAGAAACUUUCGCUAUCAUUGCCUUACUCAAGCAAUAAAAAUAAUGAUUAUUAUAAAGAUAAACUAUACGUAGGCACAGAAUGAAAUUCCCAUAUUAUUUUAUCCCCUUGAUAGCAUGAUUAUAUAAAUAUAUUCUAAGCAAGUUUUAUAUUUAAGUUCGUAUGAGACUGAGACUGCAUGCACGCCUUUACGUCACUACAAAGCUUAUGAUAGUUUGGGUAGCAAGCAGGACUUCUUAUGCGAUACUGAACUGACAAGAAUAUUGUUACUAUGAGAGAAUUAAAGUGUUUAUCGCGAUUGAUGGAUCGGGCGUUUGUUGUCGUAGCGCUAAUAGAAAAAAUGUCACAUCAAGUUAUUUAUUGGAAAAAACUAAUAAUAUGAAUUAAAAUUGUCUUGUGGUAUAUAAAAUUGUAUUGUCCUUUGACAAGGUCAUUAAAACAUGACCAAAAUAUUUGCAAUUAUACGUCUUAGCAGCAAACUUUAAAUGAGGAUUAAUAUGGUUAAUAUUUUCUAACGUAUGUGUAGGGCAGUACAGACAGCAAGCACUGGUCCUAAAUCCUCUUUUCUGAAAAUAUGGAACAUUACACACUGUUCCUUACACAUCAAACUGAACGAAUUAUAAAAUGAGGUUACUCUUGGUGACACGACUAUUAGUGUUGCGAUGGCACUUCUAUUUAAUUUAUUAAUGUAGGAGCUACUCUGUAUUUUGUACAUAGCAUGGGACUGCGCGACUCGCCUCUCUUUCCUUUACAAUAUCACGGUCCCAAUUUUCUUUCUAUAUAUUUAACAUCAGAGACUAACUAAACUGCUAUGGAUUAUACCUGAGAAUAUAUCUAUAAAUAAAAUAAAAACUAAGGACUUUUGUGUCCCGAGGCCCGUGCUCCAUUAAUCUUCUGGGAAUCUGGAAACUUGUUAAUAUCAAACGUGGAAACCAUUAUGUAUGAGUGGCUCAAUGCAAUCGGUCGGAGGCAGCUGUAUCUAAGGACGGAGAGUCCCGCGGUCCCAGUACAUUAGUAUUAUUUAUUUACCUAGUGCUUUAAGUGCAUACAUUUUUAAUUCUUAUAUAUAAAACGAUUUUAGUGAGAUUUUUCACAGAUAGCUUUCAUUAUUUCAAUAUUAUACAUAACAAUGUUUUGUAAAUUAAAUAUAAUUUAUCAUUCCAAUGCUUUGUUAAUGUUUUAAUCAAUACAUUAUUAGCAAUAUACAAUAAAUAUUAUAACGUUUGGCCUCAAAAGGAUAUUUUUUAAAUUAAUUAAUGCUUAUUUGUAAUUAUAAAUUAUUUUUAUAAUUUAAGUGCAAUAUUUUUGUACUGAUUUUUGAUGGAAAACGAGAUGGUUCAACUGGGUAAUGAAGUACAAUGAAGUAUCUCAAACUAGAAACGACUCAAUUGCAAAGCUCAUAAGGUUUAUUACUAAUGAGUUAGUUUACACUGGUGGUUUAUUUUAAUAGUAUUUAUGUACCCAGUCGAACUAUUCUAGUUUUAUUUAGAUCAUAUCCAAUUAUCCACUUCUUAUGAACGAUAGCAAUAAUGUCGCUGCCUUGGCGUCGCACGUACGCACUCAUUUAAAAUGUUAUAGUACUGUUCAAGUAGAGUAUUCAAUGUGCGAGACCCGUAGCAAUUUCCGUAAUUGGCUAUUAAAGAAGCAUUCCUUGGUGGAUGUUGAUUUAGUUGCGUGAACUAUAUUUUGCCUGAGUUUUAACGUUAAAGACCUGUGCCAGAGCCACAAAAUAAUGCUCUCAUUGGUCAAAUUAAAAGAGUUACAGAGCCUCAAAUUCGAUACCUGGGUCGGGCAGAUCUCCCUGUCUGUUAUAGAUGGCACGGACUUUGUGUUAUCAAUUUAUCACCCAAAAAAUAAUGUAUGAAAAUAAAGUUAUCUAAUGUAAUGAUUAUACAUGGACUUUCUAAGUAACUGGUGAAAAGUGUGGGUGGUAUUAUACUUACGUUCCUUGGGGGAUAAAAGCAAGUCAAGAUGGCUUUUUAAAAAAUAAAUCUAUAACAAAUAACAAUAAUUAUGUUAUGAUACUACCUUAAACGUGAGUGCGUUCGUCGGCUGUCAUUAAUUUAUUUUGAAAUUGUAAAUACCAUAUCACGCUGGUUUAUUUUGAAUAAAAUAUUUAAAACACUA